Molecule: messenger RNA, 872 nt
Organism: Felis catus (domestic cat)
Lineage: Eukaryota; Metazoa; Chordata; Mammalia; Carnivora; Felidae
Product: transcription factor BTF3-like
Exons: 1
Coding region: 190-693 (167 amino acids)
Cellular component (GO): nascent polypeptide-associated complex; cytosol
Source: RefSeq, a predicted model, not a curated record
UUUUUUGAAGAGCAGAAAAAUAUAUAGAAUCUGCUGUUGUUUAUAGAUCAUACAAUUAUAUGGAAGAAAAAAAAAUAGCUGCUAUCUUGCUUCCCCGCAUGUGUGCACCUACUAAUCUCAACUGGUCCACCGAGACCCCCUGAGCACCAACCCUAGUCCCCCAAGCAGUCCCAUUUCCUCUCCAACAAGAUGAAAGAAACUAUCAUGAGCCGGAAGAAACUCGUGGAACCGCAAGCACAAGUGUGCAUUGGUGGGAAAGAGCUGCUGGUGCAAAGAAGGUGGCUCUUAGAACAGCUGCAGCAGAUGAUAAAAAAAAAAAGAAAAGAAAAGAAACUUCAGUUCUCUUUAAAGAAGUUGGGGGUAAAAGAUAUCUCUGGUAUUGAAGAAGUGAAUAUGUUCACAAACCAAGGAACAGGGGUCCACUUUAAGAACCCUAAAGUUCAGGCAUCCCUGGCAGCGAAAACUUUCACCAUUACAGGUCACGCUGAGACCAAGCAGCUGACAGAAAUGCUACCCAGUUUCUUGAACCAACUUGGUGCAGACGGUCUGACUAGUUUAAGACUGGCUGAAGCUCUGCCCACACAGUGUGUGGAUGGAAAGGUACCGCUUGCUACCCGAGAGGAGGGCGAUGAUGACGUUCCAGAUCUUGUGGAAAACUUGGAUGAAGCUUCAAAGAACGAAGCAAAUGAAUAGAGGCACCUUCUGAAGAAGAUAAAACUUGAAGGAGUUACUGGGAGCUAUUUUAUAUUAUGACUGCUUUUUAAAAAUAUUGUUCAUGGAUCUGAUAAAAUCUAGAUCUCUAAUAUUUUUAAGCCCAAGUCUCUUGGACACUGCAGCUCUUUUCGAUUUUGGUUAUACACAAUUCAUUCUUU